Messenger RNA from Symbiodinium necroappetens, 408 nucleotides. The record is from the annotation of a GenBank genome assembly. NCBI's taxonomy places the organism in Eukaryota, Dinophyceae, Suessiales, Symbiodiniaceae.
GACAAGCGUCGCCGCCAGAAAUAUGAGCGACACCUGGAGGACACGGCGAAGAGUGGUACCAUCACGAUGAACACUCCUCGUGGCUCUUCGCAGGAAGCACGUCGGCGGAUGGCGGCGGAGGGCGUGCGUCGACUCCAUGAGUGGCUUCAGCAUCAAAGUGUCCACGAGGGACAAGAGGAGAUGGAACCAUGGGUGCCUCCGCCUCCACCUCCAGAGCAGCGGGCAAAGGCGAAGAGUUGGCUGCCGGUUUACUCGAGCGGUGUCAUUGUCCGUUGGGAAAGGGCCAUGGCACCUGAGGCGGCGGCUGAGACGCCCGCAGCCUGGAACAAACAUCUUCUGACGACAACGGAUCGUUGGGAGAGUUCCAUAAAGUUGGGAUCAGGAGGCACCGACCCCGAUCCCAACUUG